Molecule: messenger RNA, 210 nt
Organism: Prunus armeniaca (apricot)
Lineage: Eukaryota; Viridiplantae; Streptophyta; Magnoliopsida; Rosales; Rosaceae
Source: the annotation of a GenBank genome assembly
AUGCUACACAUCAUAAAGGUUAUCGAUACUACCAUCCUCUUAUGCAAGGGCAGACGCAUAGAGGGACAAAUGGGGUCAGUCGACCCCAUGGCAGCUAGGAAAUGCAGUAGAGAAGGACUGGUGCCACCCUGUGGUUGGUUGGUGUGCGACCCUAAGGUGCACACCAAGUGCUCGAUGAAAUGCCCAGCAGAGGAAAGAAGAAUAAGCUAG